Molecule: messenger RNA, 2088 nt
Organism: Acanthoscelides obtectus
Lineage: Eukaryota; Metazoa; Arthropoda; Insecta; Coleoptera; Chrysomelidae
Source: the annotation of a GenBank genome assembly
AUGAAUGCUUGUGCCUUCACAAUCAUAAACAAGGACAAUAUAGGUGUGAACCUUUGCUGCACCUACCUCUCCUUAAGCUCCAAAGAGGGAAUGAUACCGACAACACCAGAAUCAUGGCUGGACGUGGCAAAGCAAUUUGAAAAAACCUGGAAUUUUCCGCAUUGCCUUGGAGCUUUAGAUGGAAAGCAUGUGGUUAUUCAAGGACCAUGCAACACUAGAAGCGAAUUUUUCAACUACAAAUCUACGUUCAGCGUUGUUCUUUUCGCCUUAGUGGAUGCUAAUUAUAAUUUUUUGUACAAGAGACCUACACUGGACAGAAUGUUCGCUUCGACGUCACAAAGAAAUGAUGACGGUUUUCGGGCGUCGUACAAUAUCUCGUUACUUAUAGCAAAAUCCGGAAAACCUCAUACUAUUGGAGAGAAGUUAAUUUUGCCAGCCGUUGAAGAGGUUUUAAAAACUGUUUUACACAAACCUGCAUCUGAUAUCAUUAAAAGAAUACCCUUAAGCAACAAUACUGUUGAAAGACGUAUUGAUGAAAUGAGUUCUGAUAUUGAAAGCUUCUUAUGUAAUUAUUUGCAAACGACCCAUUUCUCUAUACAACUGGACGAGUCAACUUUACCUGAUAAUGCAGCAUUAUUAUUGGCAUAUGUUCAUUUUAUUAUGAAUCAAGAAAUCUACGAAGAACUGCUCUUCGCAAGAACUUUGAUAACCGACAGUAAAGGUGAAUCAAUAGUUCAUGUUUUGAAGGAUUACUUCAUUGAAAAAGCAAUUCCUUUAUCAAAUAUAAUAUCAGUAGCUACAGAUGGAGCACCUGCCAUGGUUGGACGUUAUCGUGGAUUUAUAAGCUAUUUAAAACAAAAUAUGUCAGGGGUGUUAGCAAUACAUUGCGUCAUCCAUCGACAACAUUUAGUUGCUAAAAAUUUGAGUGUUAGAUUGCAUGAAUCAGUUCAUUUAGUUCAUUUAGUCAUUGAUGCAGUAAACCGAAUCCGAAGCAACGCGUUGAAUACACGUUUAUUUGCGCAGUUGUGUGAAGAAAAUGACGAACACUUUCAUCAAUUACUCCUUCACACUGAAGUACGCUGGCUGUCGAAAGGCUUAUGUUUGACAAGAUUGUUUGCACUUUUUGAGGCUAUUUUAGAAUUUCUGGAUACUAAAGAUAAAAUUUUAAAAGAAAAUUUAAUGAAAAGGAAUACAGACAUCGCCUAUUUAACAGAUUUGUUUACAAAAUUUAAUAUGGUUAAUUUGCAAUUACAAGGCGACAGUUUAAAUUUGAUUAAAACAAAGUCCAUCUUAUCAGCGUUUCUUGCCAGAGUUAAACUAAUGAAGCAAAAUAUUGGACAAGGCGAAUUUUCUCAGUUCCCCAAUUUGUCACAGACAAGCUGCCAGGAAGACGACGUUUCAACUUACGUUCAACAUUUAAAUGCCCUCUAUUCAGAUUUUGAAUCUAGGUUUGAGGAUAUUUUGACUAUGGUAAUACCACCGUGGAUAAUUAAUCCAUAUGGUGACAUAGAAGAAACGAAUGUCAUAAUACAAGAGGAACUGACUGAACUAAUGUACAGAGAAAAAUGUCGAGCAGUUAUGAGGCAGAGACGUAGGGAUCUUUCUGUCACUUUCAUCGUAAAGGAUGAGGAUGAAAAUCAGCUUGGCGAACCAUUGAUAUGUGGAGAUCUGCUGCUGCUUCUGCUUCCGAAAAGUUCAAAGAAGUUGCAAUUUUCUCGUCGACAAUGCAAAAAAUCUGAUUAUGCAUACACACCUCCUUUUGCUGGCUAUAAAAAUAAAUUGCGAACUCAAGAACAGCUGAAGUGGGAAGAGGGAAGGGUAGAUUUACCGCGGGACAAAGACGUCCGAUUAUCUAAAGUGGGAUCAAAAGUGAUCAACUUGAUCAACCACCAAUUAUUCGAUGACUCCUUAAAAACUCCUACAUUCUUGGGCACCCAUCCAGGCAGAUCCUCUUCGUCCGGCACGAUGGGCAUCACACCACCGCCGCCUCCACCACCGCCCGCCCCCAUGGCGGCCACUCUCACCCUGCCGAACCCUUCAUGUUCCUCGUCUUCGGGUGGCGGAGGCGGUGGAAGGGGAGGAGACUGA